This is a messenger RNA of Chilo suppressalis (striped riceborer), 1416 nucleotides long. The record is from the annotation of a GenBank genome assembly. Lineage: Eukaryota; Metazoa; Arthropoda; Insecta; Lepidoptera; Crambidae.
AAAAAAUCUUGCGGGAUUUGGGCAAGAUUUCUGUUGAUUAUUUAUUUUAAAUUAACUUAAUAUUAGCAAAUCUACAGUUAAAUAUCUAAAAUGGAUGAUCAAGGAAGGAAAGUCAUCGUUUGCGACAAUGGUACAGGGUUUGUGAAAUGUGGUUACGCUGGCAGCAAUUUUCCCGCAUUCAUAUUUCCUUCUAUGGUGGGCAGGCCCAUUAUCAGAGCAGAGAAUAAAAUAGGAGAUAUUGAUGUUAAGACGUUUCAUCCCGAGAUUGUUCAGGACUUGAUGGUAGGAGAUGAGGCAUCUCAACUCAGGUCAAUGCUCGAAGUCAGCUAUCCUAUGGAGAAUGGAGUAGUUCGCAACUGGGACGACAUGUGUCACGUAUGGGACUACACGUUUGGGCCCAGCAAGAUGAACAUAGAUCCACACGAAACCAAGAUUCUGCUCACAGAACCACCAAUGAACCCAACGAAGAACAGGGAGAAGAUGAUUGAGGUGAUGUUUGAAAAGUACGGUUUUGACAGCGCGUACAUUGCCAUACAAGCGGUGCUCACGUUGUACGCGCAGGGUCUUAUAUCGGGAGUGGUCGUUGAUUCAGGUGAUGGUGUGACUCACAUAUGCCCGGUUUAUGAAGAAUUCGCUUUGCCUCAUUUGACUCGACGGCUCGAUAUUGCUGGCAGAGACAUCACUAGGUACCUCAUUAAGUUGCUUUUACUACGGGGAUAUGCUUUCAACCAUUCCGCUGACUUCGAAACGGUGCGAAUGAUGAAGGAAAAGCUCUGCUACAUCGGAUACAACAUUGAACAGGAACAGAAACUGGCGUGGGAGACGACGGUGCUCGUUGAACCUUAUGUUUUACCAGACGGCAGGGUCAUUAAAGUGGGCGGGGAGAGAUUCGAAGCGCCCGAGGCAUUAUUCCAGCCUCAUCUCAUCAACGUGGAAGGCCAAGGGAUAGCUGAACUGGUCUUUAAUACCAUACAGGCGGCCGACAUUGACAUGAGAAAUGAACUCUACAAACACAUAGUUCUAUCCGGCGGUUCCACAAUGUAUCCAGGAUUGCCAUCGAGGCUCGAACGGGAGAUAACCCAGCUGUAUCUGGAGAGAGUUCUGCGCAACGACUGCGAUAAACUGGCGAAAUUCAAGAUCCGCAUAGAGGACCCUCCUCGCCGCAAAGACAUGGUUUUCAUAGGGGGCGCUGUGUUAGCGGAAGUAUGCAAGAACAGAGACAACUUCUGGCUGUCCCGCAAUGAAUAUCAGGAGCAAGGCCUUGCCUGUUUGAGGAAACUAGGACCUCGCGCUAGUUAAUGUAAAAUUGGAAAAAACGCCCGUCUGAUUGAUUUAUUUUUACUUAUUUAGUAAAACCUUCAUUCAAGUCUUUAACAUAGCAGAAAAUUAUGACAUAGGUAACAGAAUAGAUUUAAC